AUGUUAAGAUUUUAUUUUCUGCUAUUGAGUUUUUCCAUUGGCUAUCUGGAAGCCAAAGUAGCCAAAAACCAUCCGAAAUUUCCGAUUUUUACUGGUGUCAUUAACAGGUUUGCUGAACCUGGAGAUGAGGUUUGGUUGAGUAAAGAAUUGAUCGUUACUGAUUGGUCUGGCAUUAGUGGAGAAAUAUGCGGUUACGGGGUGAGGCACUCGAAAUCGGAGGAUCACCCCUUCAAGAUCAACCUAAUCGAUCCGGAACGUGGCCUAGCUAGGGUGUACCUAAAAGACGGCUGGUCUCUCGAAAUGAUCAAAGAUCCCAAAUACAAGAUGGAAAUUUACCCCUAUGAUUGUCAAUCUGGGGCCCACGGGUCAAGGUGGGGAUUUUGA
Messenger RNA from Helobdella robusta, 384 nucleotides. RefSeq lists its product as hypothetical. The coding region runs from base 1 to 384 and encodes 127 amino acids. The record is from RefSeq and is a predicted model, not a curated record. NCBI's taxonomy places the organism in Eukaryota, Metazoa, Annelida, Clitellata, Rhynchobdellida, Glossiphoniidae. The transcript has 3 exons.